Messenger RNA from Apis cerana (Asiatic honeybee), 4066 nucleotides. It is a transcript of the gene MetRS-m, whose product is annotated as Methionyl-tRNA synthetase, mitochondrial. The record is from RefSeq and is a predicted model, not a curated record. Gene Ontology annotation, molecular function: ATP binding; methionine-tRNA ligase activity. Gene Ontology annotation, biological process: methionyl-tRNA aminoacylation. Lineage: Eukaryota; Metazoa; Arthropoda; Insecta; Hymenoptera; Apidae.
UCUUCGAAUGAAUCUUUCUCACAGUGACGUUUGAUCAAAUCGAAACAUGUGUUAUUAAAAUGUUAUUCUAUUUGGUUUAGUUUUUUUUAUAUAAUAAUUAUUUAAUAUUCAAUACAAAAAUUAAUAAUUUAAAGAUUAAAUGAAAAUAAACAAUAAAGAAUAAUUUCGAAAAAUUUUUCGAAAAUUUUCUUUCUAUAUUUUCAUACUUUUUUUCAUAUUUUUAUAUUUUAUUUCAUUUUUUUCAUAUUUUUAUAAUUAAUACGAAAAAUUAACACAGAUUAAAAAAAUUGAUCAAGUAAUUUAAAAAGAUUUUGUUUUCUUUAUUUGAUAUUAGUAUAUUUUUAUUAUAUUUAUUAUUAAAAGUAUAAAACUAUAUUUUUAAAUAAUUUUUUUAUAAAACAAUCACACCAUUAAUAACAAUAUCAUAGUUUUGAAAAUUUUUAAAUCUGUAAAAAAUAUCUACAGUAUUAUAAGCAAUAUCUAUAAUUUUUAUUUAAAUUAAUAUAGGUCAAAAGUACCAUUACUUCUUUUGAGAUGUAUAUGUGAUUAUAGAUACACUACUGAUUUUACCGGAACCUUGUGCUACUUAUUAGAAACGAAAUGUUUUUUGUAUUUCUUAUUAAUAGUUUAUUUUAAAUAGAAAAAAAUUUUAAUUAGGAAAUAUAAUACAUAUUUUUUGAUUUAUAAUUUUGUAGAUAUUAUCCAGUGUAAAAUACUUUAAAUUUUGUAAAGUACUCAGCGACAUCUAAGUUAUACAUAGUUAAAUAAAGACGUAAUAAAAACUUUUUUCACGUUUAUAUUAUUAAAUUUAUUAAUUAAUUAUUGAAUGAUCGAUGGCAAUUAUUUUUCAAAACACAAUACGAUUGCCAAUAUUAAUAUUUGUGAAAAAAAUUUUUAUUAGUAAUAAUUACAAUAAGAAAUCCAUUAUGACAACUCGUGUAAAGUUUGAAAAAGUUUUGGAAAAUCUCGAGAAAAAUCCUUUUUUUGAGAAAUAUGCUAAUAAAAUAGCCAAGUUACAACAAACUAGUCCAGAAGAAUUCUUACAACGUGUCAAAAAUCAAGAGAAGUUACAAAAAAAAAAAGUCCAUAUCUCAAAGUCUUGUCAUAUUCAGUCUUUAUUUCCAUUUUUAAUGACAAGAACAAAAUCAUCAUGGUCUUAUAUCAAAAAAAGAAAUUUUAGUGAUAAUGCAGUUAAAAAUGUAUAUAUUACUACACCUAUAUUUUAUGUUAAUGCUGGACCACAUAUUGGACAUCUUUAUACAGCAGUUUUGGCAGAUACUAUAGCUAGGUUCAAUACUAUGUUAGGACAUUCUGUAUUUUUAAGCACUGGUACAGAUGAACAUGGUACUAAAGUUCAGAAAGCUGCAAACAAUGCAACUUUAUCUACUUCUGAAUAUUGCACUCAAAUUUCACAUCAAUUUCAAGAAAUGUGUGAUAUAUUUCAAGUUAAAUAUUCAAAAUUUAUUAGAACAACCGAAGAACAACAUCAAAAUGCAGUUCUUCACUUUUGGAACUGUUUAGAAAAGAAUGGACACAUUUAUCGAGGAAAAUAUUCAGGCUGGUAUAAUAUAUCAGAGGAAGCAUUUAUCUCGGAUAAAGAAAUAAUACAAAAAAAUCUUACAAAUAUCAAUGAAGGAUAUACUGAAUCAGGAGAUAUAGUAGAAUGGAUGGAGGAAGAUAGUUAUAAAUUUCGUCUUACUUCUUUUAAAGAUCAAUUAAAACAUUGGUUGGAAAAUGAAAAUGUAAUAGAACCGGCGAUAUAUCGCAACAUAUUAAUUCCAUGGUUAGAAGAAUUACAAGAUUUAAGUAUUUCUAGACCUAUCAGUAGAGUACCUUGGGCAAUUCGUACUCCUUCUGAUGAAUCUCAUACAAUAUAUGUAUGGCUGGAUGCAUUAGUAAAUUAUUUAACUUCAGUAGGAUAUCCAAAUAAUUCAUUUAAAGAAUUUUGGCCACCAACUAUACAAAUUAUAGGAAAAGAUAUUCUAAAAUUUCAUGGUAUAUAUUGGCCAGCAUUUUUAAUGGCUGCUGGUUUGGAACCACCAAAAAAACUUAUAUGUCAUGGUCAUUGGGCUGUUAAAGAUAAAAAGAUGUCAAAAUCUAAAGGAAAUGUAAUUUCACCUUUUAUCGCGAUGCAUGAUUUUACACAAGACGGCCUAAGAUAUUUUCUUUUACGACAAGCAGUACUGGACACAGAUGCAAAUUAUAAUAAAUUAAAAGUUCAAAAAAUAUUAAAUUCUGAACUUGCCGAUACACUAGGUAAUUUAGUUAAUCGUUGUUUUGGUAAAAGUAUUAAUCCAGAUGGAAUAAUAUAUAAUUCAACUGAAUACAAAAGUAUUUUAAACUCUGAAAUAGCCCUUAAAAAUAUAAAAGCUUUAGAAAAUUUAAGUGAAAAAGCUAGAAAAUGUUAUGAGAAAAAUGAUUUAUAUCAUGCAGUGGAUAGUGUGAUGGAUAUGUUACGCACUGCUAAUCAAGUAUUUGAAUAUUAUCAACCAUGGAAUUUAAGCAAAUCUAAAGAUCUUGACUCUGUAAAACAACUUGAAGCUUUGAUAUCAUUAGUUUUGGAAAAUUUACGAGUGGCAGCUUUAGUAUUAUAUCCUAUUAUACCAAAGUUAUCUUCUAAUCUUCUCGAUUUUCUUCAAGUUUCGAUAAAAAAUCGUAAUUGGGAAGAUACAAAAGCAUUUCAUUUAACAAAUGACUCGAAUGAAACAAGACAUGUUUCGGAACAAGAUUAUGUCUCAUGGAUAUGUUUCGAACUACUUCCCGAUGAUUGUCUUUUCGUAAAUUGAUUUCUUAACCGUCCGUUAUUUAUCAUCGACAAGUUUUCUUCCCUUUUCAUCGUCCGUGGAUAAAAAAAUAUUCGGCAAAAGAAUUCACAUAUAAUUUUGUUAUUCAAGACGAAAGGGAAUAGGAGAGAAAAAGAGCAUGUUAUUACACGGUGAUGGUAUAUAUCAAUGAUAUCGAUCAUGAUGGUAAAAUUUAUAUUAUUUCAAGAUACUCUAUAUGUAAAAAAUAUGCGGUUUAACUUUGAUUGCGAUGCUCGUUGCAGUUAAUACGAGAAAUAUAUGGAAUAUUUACUCGGCAAAAAGUUCAAUAACGAAUUCAAUAUCUCAAGAAAUAUUUAUAAACUUUACAAUACGUUCCCAAGAUGAUGAAAUGGUAAAGUUUGUCGUUGAAGUUGAUUACGACGGUCGCAAUUGCUGUUUUAAAUGUUCGUAUGUAAAUCUCGUUCAAUCAUAUCGUAACCAUUAUCAUAAGCAGACUUGAAAAAUUAUACUAUGGAUAUGUUCGUGUAACAUUCUUCGAUUCAAUUGAAUAAUUCGUACCAAGAAUGUUGAAUGCCACGCAGAAAACUGGCGACAGGAAGGAGGUAAUACUUCCAUCACGAUUUUAUUUACGUUAUUUACGUCUUAUUAAUAAAAUGAUUUAUAUAGAAUCGAUAACCGUGAUGGACCAACCAACGUGAACCAUAAUUACCGUAGGAUCGCAAUUACCGUUCGAUAGGAAGAUCGAUAAGUCUGAGGGAGAGACUCGAAUCGAAUUAUAUCGCACUCACGAUAGUAUCGCGAUGUCUUUGCGCCAUUAUACCAACUUGACAACUGUCCGCGCUUGAUCUCGGACUGAUAUUACAUUCGAUCAUGGACCCGUUUCGUUUUUGCACGACCACGGAUCGAAAUUCUCCGCAUUCGCUAGUCGACGGUUGAUUUCCACGGGCGCGUGCACCCUUUGUGAGAAUUCUCUUGAACGCUUCUCGGAAUUCUGUGUUAAAGAUGCUGUAGAUGAUCGGAUUGAAGGCCGAGUUGCUGUAGCCGAGCCAAGUGAGUACCUAUUACAUAGCAAGCUUUGUUUUUCUGUUCUUUUUUUUUCUUUUUUUGCUUUGUUUUUUUUUUAUGAUCACAUUACAACAGCGGAGAGCCGUUCAAAAAUGCCCUUAAUAUUUAUAAUUAUAUAACGAAUUCUUCAAACAAGAGAUAUGUCAUUGCCAUUUGUAAUUUGUAUAUAAUUAUAAUUAUUCAACGAUUUAAUGAAAAAUGUAAUGGCGGCAAAAGUAAAAAUUCCUUUUUUCACG